AUGGGUGAAACACGUCAAAGCAAAAACAACUCGAUAUCAACUGCAAUGAACUCAUUACAAUCACCACUGCCUCAUGAUUUUCAGCUCAAAAUUAAGCGUAUUAUAGGCACUUCAGCAGCAGACAAACAACAAAUAUCAAUACAGGACGAUCUAGUGGCGUACACGGCAAGUGGUGGUGUUGUGGUUUGCAAGAUUGAUAAAGAAUCGAAUACAGUUACAAAUCAGAGAUUUUUUUGUGCCAAUGCAAAUGAGUCAAGGUUGCAACAACUGCUGCUGCAAUUGGGUUCGUCAACAGCUAAUGCCUACUUAAACAUGAUCAGGCUUGACAAUACACAAGAGGAAGUCAUGCGAGACGAAUUUGGGUACCCAAUUGCCAAUCAACCUAUUCAAAUAUACGGGAACUCCUUUUCGCCAAAUGAAAUUGAUGACUAUAACAACACUGCUAGCCCCAGUGUCCAAGUCAAUAACCAAGCUUCACCAUCAAAGUUAAAGGACAAGGUAAGAUUUAUCAAAUGCAUAGCAAUUUCCCCAAAUAAACGUCUAUUGGCAAUUGGCGAAUCAGGCUAUCAGCCACGAAUACUAAUCUUUUCACUCGCUUCAAGUUCACAACAAAGUCCCAUCAUGGCAAUUUAUGAACACACAUUUGGCAUUAACAACUUGGUUUUUUCUCCAGACUCAAAGAAUCUUUGCUCUUUAGGAGUUGUAAACGAUGGGUGUAUAAAUGUGUGGAAAUUGGGGUCAAACAACGUUCAAUUACAGGCUAGUAAUCGAUGUUCAAAUAUAAUAUAUAAAGUCAUAUGGCAUGGCAAUGUUGUUGUCACUAUUGGGUUACGAUUUAUCAAGUUGUGGAAAUUUGAAAAUGGAAGUGCAAAUAAACCUGUCAUUUUGAAGGGAAGGAAUGCUCUUUUGGGUGAUUUUAUGAAUUCAAAUUUUAUCGAUAUGGCUUUGAUUAACGAUGAAGAGGUUGUCCUAAUUGCCAAUGGCAAUCAAUUGUUGUUGUUAAAGUUAAAUAUUGAUUCACCAAAGUUAGUUGCAUUGAAAAGCCCCGACUAUAGAUUCAAUGCAAUAACUGCUGAUUUGAAAAACGAGUUAAUCUGGCUAGGUGCAGAUGAAACAAAUUUGAAAAGUCUUGAAAUUGCAAAUCUAACCCCAGAUGAGGUGAGUGAAGUGAAACCAAUGUCGUCUCCCUCUUCAAUAGGAUCCUUAAAGCAACAAUUAUCAGGUCCAUUUACAAUAGAGCCAAGCGCAAUACCUGGCAACGCAUUAGUUCGACUAUCUAACUUUUCAGAAAAGCAUCUACUAUAUCUAACAACAAAUGAAGAAAUCAGAUUUUGUAACAAAGUGUCCCGAGAGAGUCAAACGUUAGCAACAUCGAUUAUACAGCAGAUUAGUGGAGUCAAACAGAGCUAUGACAAUGAGUAUCUCAUUUUUUCCCAAACUGGUAUAGUAGAGCAAUUUCACCCAAGAAUUUGCCAAAUGGUCCCAAUUUUCCAGUUCACACCACCAGGGACUGAAGCUGUUGCCGAUUGUUUAACCGCAAUAGAGAAAGUGGGCAAUAUCUUUAUUUUGGGUUACAAAUUUGGAUCAUUAUACAUUGUUCAACAAGAUACUGGCUCAAAAAAAGAGGUUCUUUUCACAGUAAAGGCUCAUUCAUCAACGAUAAAUGACAUUGUAUACUUUAAGCAUGAAAGCUACGACAUUGUAUGCAGCAUAUCAAGAGAUCGAAUGAUUCAAGUUUUUACUAAAUUGGAAUCAAGAUGGGAUUUGCUACAAACUAUACCUUUACACAAUGGGAAUUUGCUAAAGACGAUAUAUCAUAAUGGAUUCUUGUAUGUGUGCUCCACCGAUAGAACCAUUUCAAUACAUUCAUUAACAACCACACCUGACUUAAUGAUGACAAAGGUGAAAUCAAUCAUUUUAAAAUCAACACCGAUAGCAAUGUCAAUUUUCGAUGAAGAAUUAGUGGUGUCGACAAUUGAUAAACAAUUGCAUAUAUUUGAUUCAGCUGCCAAUUGUGAUAUUAAACGAUCAAUGAAAUUAAUUAAUGAGAAACUAAAUGAAAGUUUACAAGUAGAAAUGAUGGAGAAGUUUCAUAAUUUGUUGAUCGUUUGGUCUUCUGACAAGUCAAUAAGAGGAUUUGAUUAUGUUAGUGGUGAGCCGGUUGGCGUGAGUUGGGGCCACCUGGACUCACUACUUGGGUUUUUCUUGGUGAAAAUGGACGUUGCAGAAGAUAAUAUUGAGAUGGAAGAAGAUGAAACUGACCUUGUGACGAUUGGCAAUGAUGGAUGUUUAUUUUCAUGGCGUAUAACUGAGUCAACAGCUUCGAAACCGGUUGCAGUUGAGGACAAUGGGAACAUGUUUGAUGACGUGAUUACGCAACUGCCAUCACCAACGUAUGCAAAAGUUGCCAGAAAGAUACUACCGACAGUGCCAAAAUCAGCAAAUAAAACUUCUUGUUCUACUUUGUCAUAUUUUGCUUCAUCGCCACCAAACAAGGAGAAACUCAUUGAUAGAUUGGAACAAGCAGCAAAUGGACAGAAACCAAAAGUGCAAUUACCAAUAUCCUCGUCAUCAUUGUCUCCAACUGCUCAAUCACCAACUCCAAAAUUGACUGCUGCCACUUUAAAGAGAAUUGAGUCUCGUAACGGAAGGAGUGGCUCUAGUCCUUGUGCAUCACCAAAAUCCACAUUGUCUCCGGCACGUUCAAAAUCAUUGUCCCCAGUUAGACCACUGGCAAAUUCUCGUUCAUCAUCGCCAACACGGACAUGCACAUCGACAAAAAGCCAAGUGGUUAAUAAUGGUGGAUUAUCCAGAUUGAAUCAGCCAUUGACUACUUUACCAAAUUCACCACCAAAACGGCCAUUGUCACCUAGAGCCACCCUGGAACCAUUUGUUCGUAAUAUGCCAAAUUUACCAGCAUCGAAUCAAUCUGGGUCUACAAUGUCUGAGCUGAAAAGGGAUAAUGGUUUUCUGCACGAAGCAGUAUCAGCUGUGACACCUUCUUCGUUGAUGGAUAAAUGUAUGAAUCAAUUCAAUGAGUUAAUCGACCGAGUUGGAGAGUUGAGUAAACAAGAGAAGGUUACAUUACUAAAUAAAGUCAAUGAAGUGAGGUGUAAAUUGGAUGACAAAGCUGUUGUAUACAAUCAAGAUGAUCUUUUGAACAGGUAUAGUGAUAAAUUGGUUGAAUUGGUGGAAGCUAAACUUUCUGGAUCGUCAAUCAGUGGUGUGAGCGAGUGA
Messenger RNA from Lodderomyces parapsilosis, 3237 nucleotides. RefSeq lists its product as uncharacterized. Gene Ontology annotation, molecular function: protein binding. Bases 1 to 3237 code for a protein of 1078 amino acids. The record is from RefSeq and is a predicted model, not a curated record. Gene Ontology annotation, biological process: regulation of mitotic cell cycle; mitotic spindle organization. The transcript has a single exon. Lineage: Eukaryota; Fungi; Ascomycota; Pichiomycetes; Serinales; Debaryomycetaceae. Gene Ontology annotation, cellular component: mitotic spindle.